This is a messenger RNA of Melitaea cinxia (Glanville fritillary), 1674 nucleotides long. RefSeq lists its product as uncharacterized. The record is from RefSeq and is a predicted model, not a curated record. The transcript has 6 exons. Bases 1 to 1674 code for a protein of 557 amino acids. NCBI's taxonomy places the organism in Eukaryota, Metazoa, Arthropoda, Insecta, Lepidoptera, Nymphalidae.
AUGCUGCGCGCAUGCGACACGCCCGCACCCUUCUGUGCUCCUAGUAGCUCUGCUCGUAAACACGCGAAUUAUUAUCGCUAUAAAUGUAACAAAAUAUUUACAAAUGAUAUAGACGACAUGAUCGCGAUACUAGCCAAUCCCAAGUGGAGCGAGGAUCUCACCAUCCAGAUGAUAAUCGAGUACGAGAAGCGCGGGUACCUCUGGAAUCCUGUGUCGGAAAACUACAAGAACAAGAAAGUACGCGAGCAGGGAUACGUCGAGAUAAUAAAAACGCUGAAUCUAGUGGAUAUAACGGUUAAGGAACUGAAAAAUAAGAUAAAGAAUAUACGAUCGUCGUACAGCGUCGAGUUAAAGAAAAUUCGCGCGGCUAGAAAAGCGGGCGCGCAUGCGUACCGGCCGAGCGUCACGUGGUUCGAGCACGCAGACAGGUUUCUGCGGGCGAUCGUCACUCCGAGCUCCGUGGACAACAGCCUACUCGAAAUACCGAUGAGCGACGACAGCGACGCCGUUCAGGAUCUGAGCGAACGAAAAUCACCCGAAAAGAAAUGUCCUCGAAAACGUCGUAGUUCAACUAGAUCGUCGACUCCGUACGUUUUGAACACGCCAUCCCCUCGCCCGAGUACGCCCUUCGGGCUCAAUCAAACUUCGUCCCCGUUCGGGAUCCUGCUGACCUCGACGUCCGCUCCAUUUCUUAAUCCCCCUGUCGGUAUAGCAACGCCGCUAACUACAUCACUCGCAACGAUUUAUCCCGCGCCGGCGAAACAAAAAAAGAGUAAUUUCGACGACCGUAGCGACCAGUCGGAAACAGCGCAGGAUUUGAGUCAGCAUUCGGAGAACGGGAACGAGAAUGAAUUCGAAAUGUUCGGUAAAUUGAUUGCGAGCCAGCUUCGUAAAUUACCUCUGAGCUUGGCCCUGGAUCAUGAAUCGAAGCUGCAAUCGCUUAUUUCGAAAGCAUCUGAUUUGCUGCUAAAAGAAGUACAAAGAGUAAAGAGAACAGAAACUAGAAGAAGUGAUGCAGAUGAUGUUUUAACACACGUCGAAGAUAAUAAUUCAGGAAGUCAGGUAUUGCAAGCCGGAACGCUUAUUCAAGUUGUGUUAAACGAAGAAAAUGCCAUGUUAAAAAGCUUGCAACCUUUGUUGGAAUGCAGUAUGGACGAUAAGAAUCAUCUUGUUUACUGCAACGAUAUUGAUGCGCUGUUCGAAGCUUUCGGAAUGGAGCAUGAACCAAAUGCUUGGAGAUUAUUCAUAGACUCGUCUAAAACCAGUUUAAAAGCUGUAUUAUUGCACAACGGUAACACGCAUGCAACAGGGUUACACAAAGUAUUGCUAUUUCUUGUGUCUUUGGGACAGUCGCGACAGGGAAAACCAUUACAUAAAAAAGUGUGGCCGUUACGAAAAGCUUUUACACCAGGAACUGAAAAUGUUUUUUAUCCACCUUUAGUGCAAAAGGAAAAUAUUAUUAUACCACCUUUGCAUAUAAAAUUAGAAUUGAUGAAAAACUUCGUAAAAGCACUGAAUCGCGAAGGUCAAGCUUUUCAAUAUUUAAAAAAAAAGUUUACAAAAAUGGCAGAUGCCAAGUUAAAAGAAGGAAUUUUCAUAGGAGCUCAUAUUGAAGAAUUAGUGAAUGACAAGACUUUUAAAAGCACAUUGAAUAGCAAGGAAAAACAGGCCUAG